AUGUCUCUGUCUCGUCGCCUUUUAAGCUCACGCAAUGCCUCAUUCGCGCCACAGUUGGGAAUUAAAGGCCUGGUAAGUUAAUUAUUCAACACAAAAAUUUUACGAGUCGAAGCAAUAUAAAAUCAUAACUUGCGACACGGCUUACGGUUGUCGUAUCCAGUUUUAGCUUCACGAAUAAAUGCUUUAUAAAAAAAUAAAUUUUCAAAUUUUUUUUUCAAAGAAAAAAGACCUAUGAGUAGUAAUUUUAGAAAGCAGUCCUAAACGCCGUCUUUUCUGCCUCAGCGGGUUGUAAAUCGUUGCGGUCAGGAGCGAGAUUAGAAAAAAGCACAUCACAGCACUCAGCUUUAUGCCAGUCUUGACAUUUCAUUAUUUUUUAACCGAACUGUUUGCCUUAAUGGAAUUUUCAAGAUCUCGUUGCAUUCCUCGGAAACCACACAGCGAGUCCUUUUGACGGUCAAGGAAAUACUUUCAGAAAAGGGGUAGUUAUUUUUACUUAUAGACUAAUAAACCUUGCUUAUUGAACUAAAAUAAUUUAUCUGGAUUCUCUAAACAAGCCCCUUUGGCAGCGACAAACUCAAUAAUCGAAGCACUUUUAUUUUUAGAAAGGACAACAAUAAUAUACAUGUAUAAGCAGUGCGGGUUUGCUCAUUACAUAUUUUGACUUUAAAAGCAAGCUAUGAAUAUUUUACUGAGGCAUCGCCUUAAUAAACUUGCUGGGGCGUGUUGUUUUCACAUCAAAAUCGUCUUUAUAACUGAGGGUCUCAAAUACGAAUUAUCUUGUCUUUCAUUGCAAAAAAUAAGUUUCCACUUCCUAGUGUUAGAAGACAGUUUUUUAUGUGCUCAGUGUGAAAGAUUGUCGGAGGAGCUUCGUACUUCAAAGUAAACAUUCAACUACUGAAUUAAGUUCGACUAUCAUUAGUCAUUCUUCUUCUCGAUCAUAUGAUUUUGACCUUUUGUUGAGCCGACUGCAAAAAUGACAUACUGUAUUUUCCCAUCGAUUUUAUCUGCCAUAUUGUUUUCUAUAAUCUCCAAGUCUGUAACAUUCUAGUAUAGUAGCCUUCAAUCCUGAAUUUAAUCUCAUGCAAUAUUAUUUUCUUUAUCUCUGUUCGUCGUCAGUACACGGUUUGUGAUGCAAUUUAGCUUUAUAAAACCCAAACCAAUCUAAUGGUCUGUUUGGCUAGCUUUUAUAUAUCCGUACUCCAUUACAUAUAAUUCACUGUUAUAUUGCUUCUUUUAAUCCCGUUUCAUUUUUAGCAGCCGUGAACCAGCCAAGACUGAUAUUAUAAACCGCCCUAGAUUAUUAUCUUUUUUAUUAACAUUUUUAGCCAUAAACUAAACGCCAUUUUCUCCUUGACCGACCGAAAACAGGUGCUCGAAGCAUCUAGAUCAGGCUGUCAAUAUACAAGAACAAUGAUUUGCAUUUUUUAAAACAAUUCAAGAUUCGUAUACAAACUGAAAAUCAACAUACAAAGAUAUACAGUGAUAAAAUAUUUCUUUCUCGAAUAUUUGCAAUAAGGUCAAUCGAUGCCUUUAGAAAAACCGGUCAGUACAAUCAAGUAUUUUUUCAGGCCCGCUAAAUAUCUUAUCCAUGGUCUUGAACGAGGGAUUUCCUUUCAAAGCUCAGCUUACAAUUUAAACAUACUAUCGCAUCAGAUAAACAGAGAUAUCGCUAAGCUUUCAGACACAACUAUUGUCAUUCAAAAAGCUCCUAAAACGCAAAAAAAGGAAGAAGGAAAAAAUAAAACAGAAGCGAUCAUAAUUGCCUUUAAAUGAUCGAACUCAGGAAGUCAAAAGCACAAGACACAUUUGAUCUGCAAACACCGGAGCCGACGCGCAAUUUAGGCAAAUUUUAGGUCAAAACAAAUUGAUAUUAAAUUUUGAGAACACAAAGAAAACGAGCCACUUUCUUCAUAGCUUUUGUUUCAAGGUCCGUAAUCAAGAUCGCCAAUCGUGUUUUAGGUCUCUUAAUGAUUUCGCGUGAGGCUCUUACGAGCGAAGCAGCUUAAAAUUGUUAAAUUUACGUGCUGAUAUAUAGAUUAAGCGAAGUUAACUUUGUAGAAGAAGAUAAGACUCCAUUUUUAAGUGUAUAAUUCAGAGUUGUCCCCGUCACUCAGGGAAAAACAAAUACUUUUCAAGGUCAGGGAAAAGUCAGCGAAUUUUGUUAAAAUUUAUAGGAAAAAUCUUUCAUAUUGUUUAAGUCAUUGAAAUGUCAGGGAAUUCUAUAUUCCUUGCACUCAAAAUCCCGUGAAAAGCGUAAAGAGUUUGAAAAUGAAGACAAGAAUAAUCAAAGGGUGCCUAAGGCUAACUUGUGCAUUAUAAAUUACUGUAUUUUAAAAAUGAAAGCUGAUACAAUGAACCUGCAAUUAGUCCACCGAUAUAUUUUGAGUCUGUCAAAAAAUAAAAAUAUGGUUUUCGAAAAGAAAAAAAAACGAAAAGGACCAAAGACAAACGGAAAAAAAAAAAAUUCCAAUGGCGAGAGACGAAACCCGGACCUCCGACGUGAAAGGUCAACGGCCAUUAUCUAUUGCCCCAGGACAACUAACAUGAAGACUGGCGUUAAAUUAAUCAUCUACACCAUUUUUGCACAUGAAAUUCUGCCGGUCGACGCUGUUUGAAGCCUGUAGUACUUUAUUUAUGAAGCCUUGAGUAUAUAUUCGAGGAAAACAAGCAUGGUUUUGACAGUUAAAUCCGUACUUUAACUCAUUUCGUCGCAUUUGAACAUACGACAAGUGUCUCGCAAAACCCUUGCGAAGUCUCUUGCAGCUUGAGAUUCUCGGCGUUUACAUGAGGAGAAUCAAUUACGAUUUAGCAACAGUAAAGAUUUCCGUUUUUAUUGAGCAAAGAAACAUUCCAUUUCAGAAUGAUAUUUCGCUACAAAACCAUGAGAUUGGGAGUCUUGACGUUAAGUCUUGACGAUCCUGUUUCAAGGUCCCAGAAUAUGGAAUUCAUUACCAAACGACAUCAAAAAUGCCCCGUCUUUUAGUAUAUUCAAGCAUGUGAUCAAACCAUUUUUAAGGGUCAGACAGAAUGCAACCUAAAUACCUUAACACCUCAUAUCUAUAUUUUCCUCUAAACACACUUAUAUACUUAAAUAAACGACUUUUUUCUUUAUUUCUUAAAAUGCCGCCUAGUAUUUAAAUUGCCCGUGGGGGGAAAUCUCUAUUCCUCAUAAGCUCGGCAUCUCAGAGAUUUCCCCGCCACAGUCACUCCUCCCAAGUAAUGCACAAAUUUUAAAUUUAAUGUUAGUUAACCUAUUCAUUAUCGUUUUUAUUCUGCUUGUAAUUCAUUGUGUGUGGCAAAAUAAUAAAAAAUAAAAAAUAAGAAAUAAAUAAUCGUGAGACUCACUUCAGAAUCGUGAGCUUGGACCAGCUUGGGAGUCGAAGAGCAAUUGCUGAUCUUUUCGUCAUGUUUAUCUCCUGGACGAGUCAAAAAGCUUCAAAAGUUCAUAAACUUCUGUGUCAAAGUUGGCCAUAGUGCUAAGUUGAAACAUUCAAACUCCACAUGAAGACCGUGGUCACGGUCUUGUGACUCCUGUGAAAUGUACAAAAUCAGCACAUCGCGGAACGGGAUGGAUCUACGACAGUUGUCGUUUUGAUAUCGGGCGCUUUCGUGCUGAACCGACUGAUUUACGAAAGGUGUCUACAUCUGAGUGAUACAUUUGCAUAUCGCAGAGCCCACAAUAACUUGUUCCUUACGUUACGCGUCAUCCACAAGUUAAAAAAACCCAAGCAAAUGUAAACAUGGAUUGUUUGUUCGUAUUAAUCAACUAAGUCAGGUCGGUGAAAAUUCUUUAGAGAUCGGUGAAAAGUCAGGGAAUUUUUUAGUUUCUGAUGAGUGGCAACCCUAAUUUUAAUAUUUUCAUAAAAGAAUUAAAAGAAAAAAGGAAAAAGAAAGACUGGCAAACAUUCGAGGGCAAAACUCCCUCCUUUUUUUAAAAAAGAAAAAAAUCAAUCGAAAUAUAAGACUUUUUCGCCGACGGUCUUUAGCCUCUGACUGAACGUGAAAGACUACGUGAUUUUAUAAGGACAAGCAUUCGGAGAAAAAAGCCAGUUUUCUCUCGCCUGAUGUAAAAUCAAGAGACACUUUUCGGGAUCAAAGAAGCAUUUGAUCGAACAUGAGGAGUUCCGAUCCUCAGAAUAUUGGUCAAUAAGUGACUGAUAUGCUCGAUGUACUUUUAUAUUUUCCUUCUUUUUUCUGUUUUUCUAUCGUGAACGAAAAGUUCUAACUUGUAAGCGGCUUUUCAGUAUCACAGUUACGUUAGGAAAAAAGAUAAUUUUACUGCUGUAGGUUAAAAUUCUGAUCCUGGAAAACACUUUUUGCAAUUUUCCGUUUAAAAUAGCGAAAUUCGUUUUGAGUUCCCCGUGAUAAUUUAAAGGGAAUGCGUAAUCCAACACAAUCUUCAGUGUACUGUAUUUUCUGAUCCAAAUAUUUUGUCUUAAGUGAGAUAUCAGUGCUAACGUUGAGUUAGGGAAGGUGUAGGUGGGCAGCUUUCAAAGAUAUUUUACUGCCGUAUUUUCAGUCAUCAGUUUGAAAAAUGACGUUUGUACCAAGUACCAAGUGUUGGUUUUGAAACGUGACUGCUUCUUAUUGCACGAACGUGCGAACGGUAGUUAUUAUAAAUCGAUUUAUCGUCUACAUAAGUGAUGAUUUUUAUUGAUAAGCCCACGCCACGUUCCCAGCCAUUUUCUGUUAUGUCCACUUGGGAAAUACGUAAUAUUUUCUAAAUCGUUUUCAAGCACGUUUUGUUAAUUACAAAUUUAGCGUUUUCAUCUUAGUUAGUUCAGUUCUAGUGUAGACUUCAUGGUGUUAACUUCUGUCAGCCAUUUGGGCUUUAUUUCUCUCUAUACUCGUGCUCAUCUUCUAUCAAGCUCAGCUUAGCUUUUUGAGUCCAGAUAACACUGGUGCGUCUGCAAACCAAAUUUGUACCGACUUUGUACCGAUUUCACAACUUAGGGACCUAUUGUCUUGUCAAUCGACCCCGUCGAUUCUUCUGUAUCAAGUUGUUACCUCUGUGCUAGGAACAUUGAUCUAGAUGUGGUUCGAUAAAUCCGUUCAUGGUACUUCCUUCACUCCUCGUUGAGUUCCCAAUUCGUUUUACGUCGCGCACCACGUUAAGUGAUUUACUUGGAUAUUUAGUUCUGGUAUUCUGUCCUUGUAUCCUUGUAAAUUUCACCAAGCAAUGAGAGUCGCCAUUGUACUCGACGAGCACCGACUUUGGAAGUACACACUCAUCUCAUGACCGUGAAAUUUUUCCGCUUUCUUUGCGUAACUGCAUAGCAACUUUCCAUAUUUCUUCAUUUCGUGGUUCUAAUACAGGAAAUUCAUAUAUGCAUCAUUUCAUCUUUAUCUUUUCCGAGUAUAUUAAGCACCAAUUUAACGCACUGCUCUGCUUCUAGUUGGCUUCGUAGCUCAAAUUGUUAAGCGCGCUGUAUCGAUAUCGCAGACCGGGUCAGGGUUCGAAUCCUGGCAAGCCUGAAUUUUUUCAGGCUUUCUUUUCGCAUCUACAUAAGUUGCGUAUUUAAUUGUGAUAAUAUUCUUUGCUAAUAUUACAAGUUUUAACAACCGAAUUUAGAUGAAGAUUGAUGAGUUUGAGUGCAUGAAGCGUUCCAUCUUGUUUAUGUACGAAAUGGGGCGAGGAGUAGAAAGAAAAGUAAAAGGGAGCGUAAGAGAAAGUCCUCUACCCUUUCGGACUUCUGAUAAGCCGGAUAGCGAGAGAGGUUCAUGAUGACACCAAUGUCUAGAGUGUCUAUGGAGUGAAAAGUCAUGCCUGUGUGCCAGUAGUCUUUAUAUAGUGGGUCCUAAUGGACACAACACUAGUCUUUCCCUGUAGUGGUUGAUCUUUUCUGUUUGCGAUUGUAACACUUCCCUGCCCCAAAUUCUCAAAAUAUGCUCAAAAUAUGAACUCGUAUUUUGUUUAUUUCCAGGUUAUGUCCCUCAGUUCCAGCUCAAAUCCUCGACCAGAAACGCAUCUUCACCCGUGUACAAUCCGCCAUGAUUCCCUCUUUAAAGCAGUGUGGGACUGGCUUAUUCUGGCGCUGGUUAUAUUCACCGCAAUAGAAAUUCCCUAUUCCGUGGCAUUCUUAAUACCAUUACAAGGAAGCAAAUGGUCAAACUUCGAUAAAGCUACUCCUCUGCUGGUCUUUAACCUUCUGGUGGACGUUAUGUUUAUUGUUGACAUUUUGAUUAACUUCAGAACAACCUUUAUUAAUCCUUCAACCGACGAAGUAGUAAGCGCUCCAAGACAAAUUGCACUGCAUUAUUUGAAAUCUUGGUUUGUAGUUGACUUUGUAGCGGCCAUACCGUUAGAUUAUAUGGUAAUGUCACAAGUUGAAAACCGGGUGGAUUCGGUAAGUCAUCGUUAAUUCUGGUAGCCUGCACUGCAGGCGUAUUUUGGGUGGGCGAAAGCUUGUUAAUAGGACCGCUACGAUGAAGUCGCCAUCUUUGAUUUUAUGACAGAGGAAGAUUAGGGAGAGUAGAAAUAGUAACCCUUAGCGUAGGUGUGAGGGCGAAAAAAGGAGAGGGGGAAGGGGGAGGGGAGGACGUUUUCUCUUCUUUCUCCCAGCCCCCCUCCCCUUGACUCGCCCCAUUUCCUCCUCUCUUCAGGAGUUUCAACAUGGCGCUUUCGCGAUCAAAACCGUUCGCUCGCUCCCGAUGAAAAUGCCUGCACUGCAGGCUAUAAUUCUGGAGAAGUCUUUUUAAGGGGCCGGAAAAUGACGGCGUAGAGCUGAGAUUAUUGGGACCACUUGUUCAAAGGCCUUUUAGAGCUAAAGCGGCGUUAAAUUUAAAUCCGGUUUUCUUCUUUUGUUCAAAAGCACUUGCUCUGAUAAUUUUCGCUAUUCUAAUUAGAGCGUCCAAUCAUCAAAUUGUGGACAAGAAGAAUUUAACUGAAUUUGCUUAUUAAUCUUUCAUGUAUCUGAAUUCAAUUUCUCACUAACCGUGGGCAUAGAUAGUGGAGGAGACUGGUUAGGAAAACCGGCAAACAUCAAAGUUGAAAACAACGGUGCUGUAGGUUAUGUUGGAAGCUCCCUGACCCUGCACAAUCCUUUGUGUUUUGUUCACAAAUUGUGACUGUAUAAAUUUAACGCGAUGUUUCUAUUGGCCAUUAACCCUUUAAGUCCCAAUGGUGACCAACAUCAAUUUUCUCCUAACAAUAUCCAUACAUUGUCAAGAGAUUAGGUUAUGAGAAUUAACAAAUGAUCACCAAAGAGAAAAUGCUUUGAUCUUUUCUUAAAUUCUCUCAACUAAUUCUUAAAGGAAAUGUAUGAGGAUCAGUUUGGAGAAUUUGUAUGUGGAUAUUGGGACUUAAAGGGUUAAGUUCAAAAUGAUGGGAAUGCUAUUGAACGUUGUGCACGGUCAGGUCCAAAAAAGCUAACAAAAACGUAUAGCAGAAGAGUCUAACGGGUUUCAUAAGCAUUCCAUUUUAAUACUGAACUAUGGCCCCUAAACCCAGCUUUGAACAACCUGGCCCUGGCCUCUACCGAAAUGGCCUGGGUUGGAAUUCCUGGGUCGAAGUGGUUACCAGCUGCUAUUCGGGAAGGCAAAAAUAGCAGACUUGAGAUAGCGGCGGAAAUUCAGCCUAAGGUUGCCUUAUAUUCCCCUCUCUUGCUCUGGAAAGUUUUUCUCCCUUACUGUAAAUGGUCUAACAGACGCUCGCCAGGCGUCUAGUAUUAAAUUUCACGAGCCUAAGCGAGGGCGUUCAAUAGAUAGAAGGCGUUUAAAAAAGAGAGGCGUUGUUUAUUCUCAUCGCUAACAAAUUCCACAAAAAUAUCACCACUGUUUAUAAAUAGAGCAAUUGUCAUGCUGGGCGUCUAUUGGACAGGGAGCGCGGUGUAUUAGAGUGGAGCGUCUGAUACAAACUUAAAAGCGUCGAAGGGGUCUUUAAUAGACAAGAGGAGUUUAUUUGAGAAAGGGCGUCAAUUAGAUCGUUUACAGUACUUCGGUUCAUCCUUCUCUUCGACAUCUGUAAGUUCCAAUUCGAUCUGCAAUUGUGGUAACGGAUGGGCCACUUUGCGGGGGCACGACUACAAGAGAGGAUCUUAUUACCUCUAUUUUGUCUAUUUUGACUGUUGAUGAUGUCUAGAUUGCAUUGUAUGUGGAACUAUAGAUCACAAGUUGUUUAAUAGUAAUUAUAUACCUUAGUUUCUUCAGGGAAGUGAGUGGGCCUCUCUCUGAUCCCACCGCUUGUUGUCUAUUUUGACUGUUGAUGAUGUCUAGAUUGCAUUGUAUGUAAGAGGCUGUAGUUAGUGUAUUUGUCUGUUGGAACUAUAGAUCACAAGUAGUUUAAUAGUAAUUCUAUACCUUAGUUUCUUCAGGGAAGUGAGUGGGCCUCUCUCUGAUCCCACCGCUUGUUGUCUAUUUUGACUGUUGAUGAUGUCUAGAUUGCAUUGUAUGUAAGAGGCUGUAGUUAGUGUAUUUGUCUGUUGGAACUAUAGAUCACAAGUAGUUUAAUAGUAAUUCUAUACCUUAGUUUCUUCAGGGAAGUGAGUGGGCCUCUCUCUGAUCCCACCUCUUGUCGCCGUUCCCGCCGAUGGCGUUUUUUGUACCCACCAACGUUUGUUCUCGCUUAUCUGGCUCUCCCACGUCAGGCAUUUUCUUCCUGAUUUACCUCUCUGAGAAAAACAAAGAGGUGCAUACAGCCUGAAUUUGGAAAAGGCCAGUGACACAGUGAUUUGUUGGAGCGAUCUGUUGCCCCAACAUACCGCUUAAUUAAAACGCUACAAUUUAUCGACCUCAUCUCUCUAUGCCAAUGCGAGAAUGGCGGUCGAGUUUGUUUAUUCUAGACAACAGAAAAUGAAGAACUUUUCAUCUUAAAGACAAUAACGGCAAAUUGUGGGUGAAUGGAUCAUUGUUGCGUUUUUGAAUGCAGUACCCAGGCAGUAGCGACCGUAGAUGUCCUCACAGCAAACAAUAAUGACGUAAAUCUGGUCGAAACUCGAACUGUACAUUUUGCAUCACCGUGUCGCUUUGAUAGAAUAAACAUACUCGAUCGCGGUUAGGCGUACUGGCAAAUUUUGUCUUUUCUUUGUCCCUGAGAAGCCACGUGACAUUGCUUUUAUCCCAUAAAUCCUUAAGUACGUGCAAAUAUGGCUGGUAUCGUAAAUAACGUCUGUUGGUUGGCCAAACGCACAGCAGUGCCAAAAAGCUGCUCAUUUUAAUUUCAAAACCUUCGGUGGAUUUUAAAACCUUAUUUUUAUUUCAUUUCAGGCAACAACUUUGUUUGGACUUCUGAAAACCGCUCGUCUUCUGCGAUUGGUACGAGUGACACGAAAACUGGACCGCUACUCAGAGUAUGGCACCGCAGUAGUCAUCCUGCUCACGUGCUUGUUCACUCUCAUCGCUCAUUGGCUGGCAUGCGUCUGGCACGCCAUUGGUUUUGCAGAAUCACGGAAUGAAUUAGGCUGGAUACAGGAGCUUAAUUCCACGAGUGUUAAUCCGAGUCUCUCCACUCGCUACAUUACGGCUAUCUAUUUUACCCUUAGUAGUCUCACAAGCGUUGGUUUUGGAAACGUUUCUCCAAACACUAAUGCGGAAAAAGUAUUUUCGGUUUGUGUGAUGAUCGUUGGAGGUAAGCAGAUUAUGCAUCCUUGCUUUUAACGGAAACGUUUGAAAUAGCUUUAGAGUAAAUUCCUCAACAAGUUUUUAGACUAUUCACAGACCCCUUUUCUCGUUAGAUGGUCGAGAUCGCGCGCUUUCCGUUACAGACCGCCAUGUCACAUGUUCCGAGGGGGCGCUGUCAGGGUUGAUGGUGGUGGCGGGAACCCUCCUCUCAAACCGUCCCCCACCCUCUAAGUAGAUUUCAUAUUUAUUCCCAGGCUAGACACGGUGCAUUUGAAACCAAGAUGGCCGCCUCUAACGGUAGGUGCUCGAUCUCGACCAUGUACGGACAAAAUAGGAGACUGUGAACAGUCUACAAGUUUUAGAAGUCACGAUCAAAACUGUUUGAACUUCCCCUUACAGGAUAACAAACAGUACCAGGUCUACCAGAGCACUAGGUGUUGGCCAGAAACUUUCAUCUUAAUGGCCACACCUCAGUUGAGAAUUUUAUAAUUUUCAGUAACAAAAUUACCUCUCCAUCGUAUAGUCUAGUGUUAAACUUCUACGUCAACAAUCACAAAGAUUUGAAUUGAUUUUCACAGCCUUGAUGUACGCCUCUAUAUUUGGAAAUUUAACCGCGAUCAUUCAGCGGAUUUACUCACGAACGUCACGCUUUCAUCGUGACUUGAGGAUCAUCGAAGACUUCGUUCGUUUUUACAAAAUUCCCAAGUCCACUAGGGAGGAGUUGGACGAAUAUUUCAGACAUGAGUGGGCUUACACCAAGGGCGUUGACAUGGAAACGGUAAGACACCUGACCCCAUAUGUAGCAACUCUAAUAAUAAUUUAUUGGAUGAGGUUUAGUGACCUAAGCCCCACAAAACUCGAAACUUUCUUUUCCACCCAAUCCUACACUCUUUCGCCGAGUUGUUCAAAGCUGGGUUUAGAUAACCCAGGGUUAGUGCGAAUUUUUUAGAUUUGAAAGCUCAAAAAGUAAAUACAGUUUAAUAAUUUCUGUCAACAAGUUGAUGAUUAGAUGCCCUUAAAUAUAACAGAGAAAAUUAUCCGAGAAAAUGCUUUGAACAACACAAGAAAAAGAAACCCGGGGGUUAAAUUUAACCCUGGGUUAAGCGCUAAUCGGCCUUCGAACAACUGGGCCCUGUACAGAAUUUAUAAUUUGAGAGCAUUUGAUUCGCUGUUUACUGAGAUACUCGACCGUCAUGCUCCAGUUAAAACCUUUAAAGCACGCUGUAAGCCAAACCCAUGCGUAACCGACAACAUCCGCGGAUUGAUGAAGACCAGGGAUGAUUGGCGUAAAAAAGCAAAGAAAACAAACGACCCGCUAUCCUGGACUGCCUACAGAUAUUUCAGACAGGAAGUAAAGAGGGAAAUUAGAAUUGCUGAACGAGAAUUUGUUGCUGAACAAAUCCAAAGGAACCCAAAUAACACCAAUAAUAUCUGGAAAGCAAUCCGCCAGUGUGUCCCCAAUAAAUCUACAUCUCAGCGAACAUUUAGUAAGAGCGUCAAAUCUGUUGCAGACGAAUUUAACCAGUUCUUCGUAUCUGUUGGUCAGAGCACUGUUGACAAAAUUACGUCCCUGGCUAAUGAAUGCAACUUAACACUUAAUCAGAAUUAUUUCGUGCCGAGACAAUACGCUUCCUCUGACCAGUUCACACUUAGUACCGUUGAUUAUAAACAAGUAGAGCGUAUAAUAGCAGCGAUGCCUUCAAACAAGGCCCCCGGGAUAGAUAAAAUUCCGAUCCGUGUCAUCAAAGACUGUCUUAAUCCAAUUGUUCACCCAAUAACGUCUAUCGUUAAUGCAUCCUUUCAAAACUGUGUUUUUCCAUCAAAAUGGAAAACAGCCGAGGUUACACCCAUCCUAAAGGAGGGCGACCAUGAACAGGCAAACAACAAUAGACCCAUCUCACUUCUACCAGUUUUAUCGAAGGUUUGCGAAAGGGUAGUACAUAAUCAACUCACCUCGUAUCUGCAAUCAAAUGACACCCUAUCAAAGAGUCAAAGCGGUAACAAGAGAUGGCACUCUUGUGAAACAUCUGUCAUUGAAACAACAGACACAAUUCUUAACGCCAUCGAUAAAAAGAAGUUAACGGCAGUUGUACUAUUAGAUAUGAGCAAAGCCUUUGAUAGUGUCAAUCAUGACACGUUAAUUUUAAAAUUGCAAGAUGUCGGAAUUUCCAGUGACACUCUCCAAUGGUUUCGUAGUUACCUAAGCAACAGGUCACAAGUAGUACGAAUCUAUUCAACGCUAUCUGAGCCUUUGUCUGUGACCAGUGGCGUUCCUCAAGGAAGCAUCUUGGGCCCACUUCUUUUUAGCAUAUAUACGAACGAUCUUCCAUUGAUCCCACAGAAAUGCAGCACCCAGAGUUAUGUAGAUGAUACGAAACUCAUCACUUCCUUCGAGCUUAAAGCCAACCUGGAUGCAAUUGCUGAUUUGGAAGACGACCUGUUUAAAAUAGGGGAAUGGUGUUCCAACAAUCAAUUGUUACUAAACCCUGGCAAAACCAAGUUGAUGAUAUUUGGCAGCAGGCAGAUGCGUGCAAAAUUCCAAUUUCGUUACCUUUCCUUUAUGGGUAAGGACAUUGUCCCUACAGACACCGCCAAAGACCUUGGUGUGACUUUGGAUUCUAAUUUAACUUACGAUGAACAUAUAAUUAAAACCGCUUCCUCGUGCAUGUCCCGCCUUGGCCAGAUAAACCGUGUCAAGCAUGUCUUCGACAAACGUACACUUUUGAUGAUUAUUAAUUCCUUAGUUUUUAGCAGGUUAUUUUAUUGCUCCAAUGUUUGGUCAAAUACCUCAAAAUGUAAUGUCAACAAGUUACAGGCAGUGCAGAACUUCGCAUGCCGCAUUGUUAGCGGCGCGCGUAAAUUUGACCAUGUUACACCAAUUCGCAAGGAGCUAAAUUGGCUUUCAGUUCCCAGUCAGCUUUAUUACCGGAACGCUACAAUGGCUUUUAAAUGUAUGACCGGUCAAGCCCCUGAAUACCUUACAUCAAAAUUCAUAAAGCGAGCAGAGGUUAGCCGACGUAGCACCAGAAAUUCACAGCUUUUACAAAUUCCCUUUUUUAGAACAGCUGCCGGUCAGAGAACAUUUUUCUAUAGAACUGUGAACUUAUGGAACUCCUUAGACAAUUCCUUUAAACUGUGUAACUCGAUUGAUGUUUUUAAAACUCGUUUACGUACUAAAUUACUUAAAGAAUUGUAAUUUUAUAUAUAUUUUAAAACAUUUUUUAAUUGUAAAUAGGAUCAUGUAUUGUCUUUGAAAAGCCCCUUGGGAAAGUCAAUAAAGUAUGUAUGUAUGUAUGUAGGUUGGCGUUUUAGCUGUAUUGUUGUACACAAUAGACAAGUGAUGUACCACGCAUAUUAAUCUCACAAAUCUUUUUUAGGUAAUCAAGCGUUUUCCAGAGUCGCUUCAGGCAGACGUCUGCCUCCACUUACACCGAGGUUUAUUCGAAGAAUGUGGCGUGUUUAAGACUGCUUCAGAGGGAUGUCUUCGUGCUCUGGCUUUGAGAUUUAAAAUCCGACAUUAUCUUCCAGGACACUACAUCAUAAAACAAGGAGAUGAGGUUAAACGUUUGUACUUCAUAGCUAAAGGCAACAUUGAAGUGGUAAAACAUGACGAGACUAUGCUCACUUUAGGUUGGUAUUUUGCUAAUAUGUUUUUUUUUCUGACAGCGCCUAAAUUGAGGGUUACGUGAAAUCCAAAAAAAAGAGAAAGAAACAGGAAAACUUGAAUGAUGAAAUUGUUUUUUUUUUUCAAUUUACACCAAAAAAAUUGCACGAUAUUUUUCAGUUCAAUGCACACAGCCAAAAGUCGAAUUCAAAAGAAACUUUUAAUGAACACCCAUAAAUCUUUCCUAUGGUUCUGUUCACUCUUCCAGGAUUGCUGGAUUGUUUUACUACUCUUCCCACCCCCUCUCAAAAAAUGAAACUUAAAUCUCAGACGAUGCAUUUUAUCAAAUUUAAUAAACACCUAUUAAACCCUUUUCUAUUUUUUCCUUAAAUUGUUAAUUAGUCUUUUAAGUACAUACAAUCGAAUUAAGCACAAAAUUAUUCAAAGAACCCUCCAAAGUCAUCGCCAUCGCGAUAACUUUGUAGUUAUUGCUCUUAAUUUAAACUAUUAAGAAUUUAUUAUAAUUUCUAACUGAUUUUGUUGUUUCGAAUGACCAAUCCGAGCUAAAAAAAAUUUAGUUGCAACAAUUAGAAUGAGAAUUCUUAGCAAACUAAGUUACUGAUACUAUCUGGAUUGUUGUGUCUUGUUUGUUUCACAGGUAAAGGUGACGUCAUCAGCUGUGAUUACAGUACAGUUCAGAGUCUGUAUAUUCCGCAAGCCAAUGCCAGCCUUCGCGUUCAAACACAUGGCGAAAUUCAUUCAGUUGCUUGGAGUGAUUUGGUUGCGGUGCUAAAGGCUUACCCUUCAUUUCGAGAAGAUUUUCUCACUCAUUUGGAGCUAGCGUAUAAUCUGGGGACUGAAGCGGAGGUGAGAUCGCGAUAAGCUCGCGGAAGUGUGACAGACCAAAUUUUUAAAAGAGUGUUAGAUGCGACGAUAUUUUUGCUUCAACAUUUUGUUGUAGAUCUGCGGAUAUUGUGACUUCAUCUCCUUUGGAUGCCCCUUUUGUAUGUUUCUGCUACUCGUGUAUCCGUCUCUGCUCUGCAUGGAUUUUUUUGUUGUUACAUCUUGCUGUUGUAUGUUUUCGGACAAUUUACUUUCGUCUGGAACAUAUUCAUUGUUGGUUUAAAGUAUAAAAGGAAUGUGAUCUCAAAAAAAAAAAACUCACAUCACAUCCUUUUCGUUAACAGUUUGAACUGGAAGAGAUAACUUUAAAGUAGUUGCACUCUAUUUAACCAUCUAUCAUUUGUUUUUGUAGGAUGAAGAGGUCGUCCUUUUAUUUCCAGAAGAGACAAAUCCAGGCUCUCCGCGGAGAUUGUCCAACGCACGAUCAACAUUCUCCUCGCGUGGUAACGUGGACAGGCUCGAACGCACAGGGUCACCAACUUUCUUCAUAAAUGGCAGAAUUCCUCAGACACAACAUGCAACGGGAGGAGAUGGCGGCGGGGGAAGUGAGCCAAGAAUCCAUAAUCUAAUGCCAUCUAUUAACACCACACCUCCUUCGUUAAUAUCACAGCUAAAUUCCGCGCAAGUGCAGUGCUCGCAUAACACAGAAUUUAGAAUGCUUGAACAAAGGAUGGAGAACUUAGAAACGCGGCUCACAACCAUGGAGGAAAGAAUAUCAGGAAACUUUGAGACAAUUUUGAGUUAUUUGCGGAGUUCGAAGAAGGGACAUUCUGCUCCUGAUCUUAGAACCACAAAUGUUUAAUCAAUACGUCCGUGCUUUUCUUUCGUAUUCAUCCUUCUCUCGUACUAAUGUUGCCAAGUAACUAUUUACCAAAUACCGUUAAAUUCCGAAAAUAAGCCCCUCCAUGUAUAAGCCCCUCCAUGUAUAAGCCCCUCCAAAUAUAAGCCCAAACCGGUGAAGCAAAAACUCCCUCCGUUACCUCGCCCCUCCAAAUAUAAGCCCCCCGGGGGCUUGUACUUGGAAAAUUGCCCUCAAAUACAAAGAAAACAACACAAAAACGGUAAAUUUACUUCCAACUAUAAGGCUAGCCCAAUCGAUUUGUAAACCCAAAUUUCCCUCCGUAGAUAAGCCCCUCCGAAUAUAAGCCCCUCAAAAAGGGCCGUUGAAAAAUAUAAGGCCCGGGACUUAAAUUCGGAAUUUUACGGUAUUUAUUGAUAGAACAGUUUAAUUUUAAAUUUUUAAACAAACAGAGCGAUUUUUCUCGCUUUAAUUGGUAAAGAGCUUGUGGUCGAUGAGAGUAUAGAGCGUUUUUACUCACGUGGCCAGCGUCUAUGCAAAUUUACUCUUGAAUAAACAGCGAGGUUGAUCGAUGGUCUAUAGGCCAAGCAGCCUCGUUUCCAAUCAAAUACACCAUCGAUCAACCUCGCUUCCAAUCAAAUAUGCCAUCGUUUAAAUGGUAUAUUGCUCGCCUCUUCCAAAUAUGGUAAGCGCCAGUUGGUUAUGAAGAAUUAGCUGGAGCCAAUCACAAACAGCCGAUAUUUUAAAUGAGUCGGUCAUUAUCUACAAGGGUCAAGAAGUGGCCUUGCUUGUAAAAGUUUAGUCAUUUCUUUGUCCAGAGUUGAACCACACUGAAGUUCUAUUCCUCAGAAAAUAAAAAUGUUAAACCUCCAUUUAUACCUAUCGAAGUACUGUAGAUAUUUCGUAGAUAUUAGUAAACAGCAGUGGCGCAUCCAGUGCAAUUAAAUCAAAUUUCCAUAUUUUAACAACGAACGGAUGAGCAAAAAAUAAAAAUAAUAAAGUAAAAAAAGAGAGAUAAUUUCCAUAAUCUAACAAUGAACCAGUUAUAUUAUAUGGUUCUAAAAGUCUCUUGAAAAGAAAUUAAAUGUGAGAAGUUCAAAAGACAAACCGGAUUUUUACCGCGAGCAAGGAAAUGUACAAAUGCGCUUUGUCAUAAAUGUUAGUAAGCAUGUUUUUGACGAUCGUUCAUAUAACGAAUGUUAGACAUGAAAAUUCACGAACCAAUAUUCGAAAUUUUGUAUACUCUUUCUUGUAAUUAUCGUUGAAAUAAACAAAUAAAAAUGAAAUUUAAGUAAUAAAUUG
Porites lobata is the source of this 16166-nucleotide messenger RNA. The record is from the annotation of a GenBank genome assembly. Lineage: Eukaryota; Metazoa; Cnidaria; Anthozoa; Scleractinia; Poritidae.